Molecule: messenger RNA, 873 nt
Organism: Adineta steineri
Lineage: Eukaryota; Metazoa; Rotifera; Eurotatoria; Adinetida; Adinetidae
Source: the annotation of a GenBank genome assembly
AUGGCAACUAAUAUACCUUCAUGGGCCCAAAAUGCGGCUGUAUAUGGAUCAAAUGAUUCAUUCUUAUUACUUGAUAUCUUUCCAAAUGAUGUAGUUGAUGAUCUAUUUUAUAAAUUAAAAGAUGAAGUUAAAUGGAGUACCAUGCGACAAAAAGGAAAACGUGUGCCACGUGAUAUAUCUAUUCAAGGAACCAUAACUAUUGAAGAUGGCGAUGAAUAUGAACCACUUUAUCGUCAUCCAGCCGAUGAACAACCGGAACUUGUUUCAUGGACACCAACAGCAUUAAAAAUUAAGGAACGAAUCGAAGAAGUAAUUCAACAAAAACUUAAUCAUGCUUUAAUACAAUAUUAUAAAAAUGGAAAAGAUAAUAUUGGUGAACAUUCAGAUAAAACAUUAGAUAUUUUACUUGGAUCUUAUAUUGUUAAUUAUAGUUUGGGUGCUGCUCGUACAAUGACUUUAAUAAAUAAAAGACAAUACGGAAUUCGACAAGAGUUUAAACUACCACAUAAUUCUUUGUUUGUAUUGGGUUGGCAGACAAAUCGUGAAUGGUAUCAUGCCAUUCGACCAGAUAAAAGAUUAAUUACUCAAAAAGAUCCAGAUGAAGUUGCAUUUUAUGGUGAACGUAUAUCAUUAACAUUACGAACUAUAGCAACAUUCUUAAAUCGUCAAACAGGUCAAAUGUAUGGACAAGGCGCACGAUAUAAAACAAUCAAUGAACAUCCACAAGAUUUUCAAUAUGAAAAUGAUGACAUGGAUAUGGUAUAUGCAUUUUCAAAUGAAAAUAAACAAUCGUCAGAAUUUGAUUGGAAUACAAAUUAUGGUCAUGGAUUUAAUGCACUUAACUUUAAAGUUCUCAAUUCAAAACAACAAUAA